AUGGAGUCGACAACAACACCAGCUGCAGACAGUAAGCAGUCCCCUGGCAAUGGAGCUCUGAUCAGACCGCCAAAUGAUUCUGAAAAUGUUUUCCAACCAGCCAACGAGUCAUUCCCACCUGCAAAUACAGGCAUCAUGGAUACUAGCGGCGAGGAAGCUACCACCGAACCACAGAGAGAUACUCAAGAAAAGUUACAGCUAGCCAAUGAGUCCUCCCCGGUUAGCUCCAGCAUCUCGAUUGGUUCGCGGACUUCCACUCUUGAAUACAGCCAAGAGCCGUUCGAUCAGUAUCAAGUUCAUGUCAAAGAGUUGUGCCAUGUACUCUGGCCUGCCGAGUCUCGAGUAGCAACUCCUGAAAGUCGUGUGGGCGGCGUCGCAAAAACUCUUUUUUUCGAAGCUGUGCGGCUUAAGAAGUUGCGCCGCUUUCUCUCUCCCUCUCCCGAAACCGACAAGGAAUACAUCAUUGAGCGCUUGGCUGGCGGCACUUAUAACCGAAUAGUUGGGAUAACAGUCAAAGACACUGGGACCGUUGAACCAAAAAAUCUCGUUCUGAGGGUUCCACGGCCACAGAUGGCGGAAUUUGGGUACAUUGAGCGUGAAGUUGCUAUUCUGCGCUACGUCCGCCAGAAUACUACCCUUCCAGUAGCAGAUGUCAUCAGCUUUGAUGCGACGGCCAACAACCCUCUCGAGAGUGGUUACGUCGUACAAAGCCGGCUGCCAGGAGUUUCACUACAUGCAAUUUGGGAUGAGCUCACUCAUGAGCAACGCUGUACAGUUGCGCAAGAAGUCGGGAAAAUCAUACUUGCGUUACAAGAUGUCGAUAACUCUACGCCUGGUGUUGUUGAGGCCUCUCCAGCGGAUGACGGAGCCCAGAACUUCAGUGUCCGCCCAUUCGACAUCAAGUCCCCUUAUGACGUCGACUGGAAGACAAAGAUCCCGGACCAUAUCCCUGAUGAAGAGACUGAACCCGCAACUCAGACCCCUUUAAAUUGGUUCGGAACCCAAUUUGGGCGUUGGUUGGCCCACGAGUUGCUCGAUAACCCCGCACAAAUACUCUAUUGGGACUACCAGUAUCAAUUCGUGCAAGUGACUAAACAAAUGGAUUCGAUUGGUAUCUUGGGCGAUGGGCAGAAUUGCCUAUGUCAUUUUGAUCUUGCAGCCCGCAAUGUCAUGGUACAAGUUCUGCCAAACGGCGCACUUACCGUCUCGGGUAUGGUCGACUGGGACAGCGCCGCCUUUGCUCCCAAAUUUGUCUCCUGCGCUCCGCCUUCGUGGCUCUGGACCGAUCAAAAGUACUACGAUGCAGAGGAAAGCGAGACGAGCAGUACACCAUCCACCCCAGAACAACAGGAGCUCAAAGAGGUUUUCGAUGACGUCGUGGGGUUUGAUUGGACCUGGCUUGCUUAUAGACCCGAGUACCGGCUGGCGAGGGAGCUUUUCCACUUUGCUCAGCACGGUCUUCCAGACAGCGAAGCCGCCAAAAAAGCUAAAAGGUUCUUGAAAGAGUGGGCAGCACUAUAUGAGUCAAUGAUGAAUCCCAAGAAGGAUGAUGCGAGCAGCAAGGCAUCUUCUAGGACCAAUGAAAUUCAAAAAGACGAGACUGCGGAUGGAGUUGGGCAGGACGGGGCGUUCGAGUGA
This is a messenger RNA of Letharia lupina, 1638 nucleotides long. RefSeq lists its product as uncharacterized. The coding region runs from base 1 to 1638 and encodes 545 amino acids. The record is from RefSeq and is a predicted model, not a curated record. The transcript has a single exon. Lineage: Eukaryota; Fungi; Ascomycota; Lecanoromycetes; Lecanorales; Parmeliaceae.